AUGCAGUUUAAAGCCUUUUAUAAAAUCUUUAUCGCUAUACUGUAUCUCAAAGUUUCUCUUGCGAUACCUCAAGUAAGAGACCUUCCAGAAAUUAAGGUUGGUCCUGUCCAACAUCGUCUUGCAUAUGCUGGAGAUACAGGAAUGGUAGUUAGUUGGAAUACAUACCAACAACUUGAAGCUCCUUGGGUUCAGUAUGGUCUUUCUCCGGAUUCUUUGGAUCAAACAGCUGAAAGUCUGGUAUCUAUUACUUAUCCAACUUCUAUUACUUGGAACAACCACGUGACUAUCAAAGAUCUUCAGCCAAAUACUACCUACUACUAUAAGGUUGCAAACAGUGGAAACAAUUCCGAUAUUUACAAAUUUGUCACAGCUAAAUCACCCGGUUCUACUGAUGAAUUUUCUUUUUCUGUCGUAGUUGAUAUGGGAACUAUGGGUGAAUUAGGUUUAAGUGAGGAGGUUGGGAAAGGUGCUACAGGGGCACUUGAACCAGGUGAACAAAACACGAUUCAAUCUUUACGUAAUAGUAUGAAUGAAUUUGAGUUUUUGUGGCAUCCUGGUGAUAUUGCAUACGCUGACUACUGGCUUAAAGAAGAAAUUCAACAUUACCUACCAAAUACAACGAUUGCUGACGGUUAUAAAGUCUACGAACAAAUUCUUAAUGCUUUUUACGAAGAACUUCAACCAGUAUCAGGUAAUGAACCUUAUAUGGUUGGGCCAGGAAACCACGAGGCUGAUUGUGAUAAUGGAGGUACUUCAGACAAGGAUAAUGAUAUUAAAUAUACCAAUUCUAUCUGUGUUCCUGGUCAAACUAACUUCACUGGUUAUAGAAAUCACUUCCGUAUGCCUGGUGAUGAGUCUGGUGGUACUGGUAAUUUUUGGUAUUCCUUCAAUUACGGUCAAGUUCAUUUUGUUCAAUUCAAUACUGAAACCGAUUUUGGUAAUGGACUUGCUGGUCCUGAAGAUGCAGCACCUAACGGCCCACAAGGAUCAUAUCCGAAUGCACAGAUUGACUGGCUAGAAAAAGAUCUUGCAUCGGUAAAUAGGGCCGAGACUCCUUGGAUUAUUGCUGCUGGACAUCGUCCCUGGUAUGUUGCUGGUGAAGGUUGCACUGAUUGUAAAACCGCCUUUGAAUCUAUACUUAAUAAACACAACGUAGAUCUUGUUGUUAGUGGUCAUGUGCACAACUACGAAAGGCAAAAGCCUAUUUCAAAUGGUAUUAUAGAUCCAAAUGGUCUCAAUGAUCCUUCUGCUCCUUGGUAUAUUGUCAACGGGCUAGGGGGGCAUUAUGAUGGUCUCGACCCGCUUGAAUACCCACUUCCAAACUACACUGAAGUUGCUCAAAAUUCAGCGUAUGGAUGGUCGAAAUUUACAGUUCAUAAUUGUACUCACUUAACUCACGAGUUCGUUGCAUCUGCGAACAAUUCAGUUUUGGAUAGAGCCACACUUUUCAAAAACCGUACAUGUAUUGAGUCACCUAAGAAUAUCACUCAUCCUAUUAGCUCUGGACAAUCUAGUUUGACUAAUUCCAGUACGUAUUCAACACUUAUGUACACUAACAUUUCUACCGUCAUAGAUUCUAUAGAUUCCAAAUUUAUGGACACAAAAACAGAAUCGAAUAUCAAGGUUAUUACCAUAACGUCUUGUUCUAGCAACAUAUGCAGUGAAGCUUCUGUUUCGGCUGCACCUGUUUAA
Debaryomyces tyrocola is the source of this 1692-nucleotide messenger RNA. The record is from the annotation of a GenBank genome assembly. Lineage: Eukaryota; Fungi; Ascomycota; Pichiomycetes; Serinales; Debaryomycetaceae.